Molecule: messenger RNA, 201 nt
Organism: Linum trigynum
Lineage: Eukaryota; Viridiplantae; Streptophyta; Magnoliopsida; Malpighiales; Linaceae
Source: the annotation of a GenBank genome assembly
AUGCAGGACGUCAUUCCGUCUACUACGACCCAGCGAGACUCCAAGUUGGAAUCUUCUUCCCCUCGUGUCGAUUCCACUCCUUCUGCUAUCGUCGCCGACGAUUCUUCAUCGCCUCCUGUUACCGCAGCCAGUGAUAUUCAUUCACCUGCAGUUCAACUCCCUCGCCACGAUGAUCUUAUAUGUCAUCCUUCGACCCGGUAG